AUGCCGAACAAGUGGAAAGAGCAGCCAUUGUACAGUAUGCCUGUGCUGUUCAUUCCCGGAAACGCCGGCAGUUUCGCGCAGGUGCGUAGCCUUGCAUCGAGUGCAUUUUAUCAAUACUGGACGAGAAAUGGCCAUGAUCCUCGCCCCGAUAUGGAGGAUGUGCUAGGCCCCACCGUCUGGUAUACAGUGGACUUUAACGAAGACUUUUCUGCGUUUCAUGGUGGCACCUUGGAAGAUCAGGCUUUCUUUGUGAACGAAGUGCUGCGUUAUUUGCGCGCACAGUAUGACAGUGUCCCACCGGAAGAUGAUGCUGCCUCUUCGCGACGCUUUAGCGAUGAUCGGAACACCACAAUCGGGAUUGUGGGCCACAGUAUGGGCGGCAUUGUUGCGCGAUUGGCUAUGACGCUGCCGAACUACCCUGUUUCGUCUGUCGAUACUAUCGUCACGCUCUCGACGCCACAUGCGUACCCGCCUGUUCCGUUUGAGCGCUCGAUGGAUCGCGUGUACGACCGAAUCCAUCGUCACAUGCGUGAUGAGCCGCUUAUCAUCUCUUUGGCUGGCGGCUUGCUCGAUACGCAGCUGUCAUCGGACGCAACGUCGCUCACACUCGAUGGCCAUGGCUCACCUAUGUCACAUCUUUCUUCCUUCACGACAUCGGCAGCAUCGCUCUGGAGCUCAACAGAUCAUCUGGCAAUUGUGUGGUGCGACCAGCUGCGCUAUCGCAUCGCUCGACAAGAGCCUAGCGCUCGCGACGGCGGACUUGAUGCCAACAUUGAUGGUAUUUAUGAGAUCUAG
Messenger RNA from Malassezia globosa CBS 7966, 795 nucleotides. RefSeq lists its product as uncharacterized. Gene Ontology annotation, biological process: GPI anchor metabolic process; endoplasmic reticulum to Golgi vesicle-mediated transport. The transcript has 2 exons. Bases 1 to 795 code for a protein of 264 amino acids. NCBI's taxonomy places the organism in Eukaryota, Fungi, Basidiomycota, Malasseziomycetes, Malasseziales, Malasseziaceae. The record is from RefSeq and is a predicted model, not a curated record. Gene Ontology annotation, cellular component: endoplasmic reticulum. Gene Ontology annotation, molecular function: phosphatidylinositol deacylase activity.